AUGGGCAAUCAACCCCAGCCAUGGCUGGACAGCCUCUCUGACGACUGGCUCUCGACUCCUGCCUCGCCUGCCACGCCGUUGCCUGCUCGUUCCGCCCUCCGCUCCAGCCUGGGAGGAAUGAGCUCCCCGAGUCGCAUUCCGGUCCCCGCGCGCCGCUCCCUCGAAUCUCCUACUCCUUCCCUCGAUUCGAAUCAGAAUAAUAACCAUCAUAAUCAUAAUCAUAAUAUCAAGAAGACUCCUUCGAAACCUUCCACCCCCUCGAGACAGCCGUCGUACGCUUCUUCGAAGAAAGUCACCCGUCCCUGCCACUUUGUCAAGCGAGAGCCCGUCCCCAAGGUCCAGCGCACUCCGAUCACCCCGCGCACCCCCAAAACGCCUGCGAAGACGCCCGCCUUGCCAUCUCCGGAGAAGACGGCGGUGGAGAGUCCCAAGCCGCGUCUCUCGAUGGCGGCGCGCAGGGCGCAGCAGCAGCAGCAGCAGCAACAGCCGCCGCGGCAGCCCUCCGCGGCGGAGACUCGCUCGCCGCUGCGGUCCGUCUCCAACGUGUCGAGUCAGUCAGCGGCGGGCGGCGACCAGAGCACGGUGCAGAUCAAGCCGAAGAAAGGGAGGAAUACUGGCAAUGAGCAGAGACAGACGACACCCGAGUGGCGCAGACGCCUGGUCCGCGGGGAGAUCCCGGCGGGCGAGCAGCGCGAUCUGUUUGCCCCCAUUGGGCUGGAGAGCGUGUUCAAGCCUCCCAGUCCGGGGUCGGAGGCUGGUCGCAAUAGCGCUCCCAUCCCUGUACCGAGCAGUAACCUGUGGAGUUUGACGGGGAAUACACAAGACGAGAAGGAGUCGGAGAGGUCCUACGAGGAGAGUCCGCCCGGUUCACCACCGACAGCCGUCGGGAGCAGGAAGGAGAAAAUCCCCCCAGUGGACAACAACGAAGAGUCAAGGCAAGACGGCGACUAUCAGGAUUCUACGCAGCUACGGUCGGCCAGCGGGCUGGAAGACCUACGCAAUGAAGGCAUCACCCCCAUCACCUUCUCACAGACAAACACAAUGGACGGCGCAAUGGCCUCGAAUGAGGUGCUCAAGUCCGCUCUGAAACAGAUCGACACGAAACUCCAACGACUCUCCCUUGCACAUGCCCGACCGGGCUCCCGAGCUAGCGACAGCGGCAUCCUGUACCACUGGAGUGAUGGCGAAGACUUUGGUGAGAAUGACCUCCUUCACAACGACAACGACGACGACGACGACGACGACCACGAUGACCACGGUCAUCUCAUGGACUCCACCAGCCAUUCGCUCCCCAAGGAUCUCUCCAUGGGUACGAUGGACCUGGGAGGAGCCCGCGGCCAGUUCGUCAACCUCCGCCGCGGCCAGUACCUGGGCGACGGCUCCUUCCUCAAACCACAGCUCACCCCUUCUUCUUUUCCCUCCCAACGGCUUUCCCCAUCCAACUUCACAAACACGCGUAUCCGGAGCUCGCCGCCCUUCUACCAGAAGAACCCCCCCGCGGCGGACCCUGUAGCGCUCGCCCGACCGUCGUCGGCUCGCGCCAGGUUCACCGCCGCCGCCGCCGACGGUGAGGAUCCCAAGAGCGACGGAAUGCGCUCCUCCGGCAGCCCGCUGAAGCUGUUCGGCACCCAUGACACCUUCACCAACAAUCGACUCCUCCGGCGCAUGAGCCAGUUUGAGGAAACCUUUGGCGGCCUGUCCGAGGAAGACGAAGAAGAACCGGACUCGCCGUCGGAGGAGGCCCGCCGAAAGGGCGAGUCUCGGAGUUUCUUGACCGCGAAGCAGGACGAACAGCUCUCUCUUCGACGCAAUGAACGCCCGCGCUCCCGGAACAACGCGGUCAAGGCAGCCGCCGCAGCGGCCCAUAUCAGCCAGUUUGGCGGCGGUCACCUGGAUCAUUACGACUUUUCCGAUACCAGCCCGUAUGAAGCCAAGUUCCCAGUCGCUCAGCACAGGGAUUCCCCCCCGCCUCCGCCGCCCAGAUCUUCGGCUGGACGCAGGCAGCAUCACCAGCAUCACCAUCAUCACCAUCACCAUCAUCAUCAUCAUCUGCGCCGGAUCUCUCAUGAUUCAAAAAGUUCACACGAUGGUCUCGAGUCCGGCUCGACCCGUUGGCUUCGAACCCGGCGGAGCACCCAGUCCCAGCAUGGAAGCGCCGGCAGGGAAGAACUGUCCGACAGCAAACGUAUGCCCAACACGCCAGCCAAGGAUCCCCUGCCGAAACGGCGAAGGACCUUGCAGCGAAUCACCAGCUUGGUCCAGGACGACGAUCAGCAUCAAUUUUCUGACCAGUCCACGGCGGACCUGCCGCUGUUGAAGACCAGUCUCAUGCAGCACGGCGUGGAGCUUGAAGAGGAUGGCCAUCUGGCCCCCCAGCCUCGUUCAUCGAACCGGCCCCGGACCCCGACCCCAAGCCAGACACGAUCGUCACCGACCAAGGGUGGCAUUGUCAACCCGGCACGUUUGAACUCCACCGGGCAAAACUCGAGACCUCUCUCGCGGGACUUGCCCUUACUACUACCCAGAGUGGAAAUCAGCAGUGUUCAUGAUGAGGUCCGCAAGGGAUCCAUCACGACCCAGGAUUUCCUCAACGAAGCCACGAAAAUUAUGGAUAUCAUCCGUGCCAACGGGCGAGGGAAGGGUGGCUUGACCAGUGUGGAAGAAUCUGGCAUGGAAAUUCCAAACGAUGAUGAUAAUGAUGAUGAUGAUGAUGAUAACGACCACGACGACCACGACGACGACGACGACCACGACCACGACGACGAUGAUGAUAAUGAGUCGACCCUAGAGGAAUUCUCUCGGCCUCCCAGUCGGGAAGAAGGGGUGGAUAUGAGGAAACUACGCCAGCCCCAAGCACCCAACCCUCGUGUCUUGAGUCACCUGAGGAAGUUUCAAGAACAAGACGACUUGGAGUUUGGGGUCAGCACCUCGGCCAUGUCCCUCCGUCUGGAUGGUGACAUACAGAGCAGCCCCAAGAACAUCAAGAUCCGGGAGAACAUCGUCGAGCAACGGAAACGCAAGUACUCGGACCCCUUCACCGACGAUGGUCACUUCGAUGCGGAUUUCAUCACCACGAGAAGCGUCCCGACCGCCUCCUCGCAGAGCUCCUCCCACCACAAGGGCGUCCUGUCGUCCAAUCUGGUCUCUCACUUGAUCCCGGAACAGGUCAACGGGUUGACCUACGAUCGCCUCAGGCAAAGAUGGAUCAAGAAGAAAGGUGGGAAGAAACAGCCCCUCGACAAGCCCAAAGCCGAGGACAGCGAAGACGACCCCUUCCAGGAUAUCCCUGAUCUCAGCGUCGAUGAGCUCGAAGAGAUGAUGAGGGUCCAACGGCUUGGUGCCUCGCCAGACAAGGCUAAAGAUAAAGAGACCAUGCCCCGAGAAAAAGAGGAAAUCAAAGAGGCGACGGGACGGUCCAACCAGCCUGGCAGCCGACCGCAAACACGCGACAAGGAGCCUUCUGUAAAUGCUAGCUCGCCGCAAUCCAAGGGGACACGAUCAACGUCCAGCAGACCACAUUCGGAGACCCGGUCAACCUCAUGGGGCAGCAACGAUCUCGAGGCUAGACCAUCUUCGUCCUCCACCUCCGGGGAGAUAGAGCAUGAGAUCCAGCUUCACGAAGGCCGCACCUCUAAUCCAUCCCGUCGGGGAGGCCUCGCCACUGCCGGCCCCUCCUCGCAGCACAAGGCCCGCGUCGUCACGAUCAGCUUUUCCUCGCCGCUGGUCUCCCACAUUGGAUACAGCGAUAAGCCCAGUCCGACGAGAGCGAGCCGGCCACCCCAUGAAAGCUCUGCCGACAACAGUCUCUUGAUGAUGAUGGGGGAUGAUGGCGAACCCUCAGGCGAUGAACCGCAGGCGUUUGUUCGGCGCCCGGUUUCCACCAUUGAUGAAGGGAACGAGGAUAGUGUGGACAAUAGCAUGAGUCUCGUCCGGCGGAGAGUUUCGGGACCCCUGGAAUCGACGCCAGUCCGACGAGGUCAAAUGGAGGCUGGCUCCCUGAUCCCGGGCCAUCAUGACACGAGUUACAGCUUCAAUCUCACCCCCCUUGCUGACUUUACCGUCAACCAGAUCGACCAUCCACUACAUCUGGAGGUCAGCUAUGUGUCUCAGCGAACCAAUCCCACCUCUCUACGCCAGGUGCAUGGGACCUUUGCUCUGGCGACUGAGGAACUGGUCAAACACAUCACUGAUGUCCAGCCCUACGAACCCUAUUGGGAGCAUGUGCGGCGUCUAGUUCUCCGGGACAAGGGGCUGAUCACCCUGCACAAACUGAACGACUUUUGUCCUCGCCUGGAGGAUUUGGACGUCUCGGACAAUAAAAUCGGCCAGCUCAGCGGCGUACCAUCCAGCCUCAGAACACUGAAGAUCCCACGGAACUGCCUCUCAAAUCUGACGGCAUGGGGUCGCCUCACAAACCUCCAAUACUUGGAUGUAUCUAGCAAUGACCUGGAGAGCCUGGACGCCUUCAGCGGUCUUAUCCACCUGCGGGAGCUGAAAGCGACGGACAACCGCAUCCGCAACAUUGACGGUAUUCUUGAAUUGAAUGGACUCUUGAACCUGAAGAUGGACCGAAACUGCCUGGCAUCGAUCAGCUUCAAAGGGGCCGAACUCACACGCCUGAAAGAUUUAAAUCUCAGCCAGAACCAGCUGACAGAUGUCCACGGCAUCGAAUCGCUUCCAUCAUUGCAAGCACUGGAUCUCAGUUCAAAUCGGCUGGAUGAGAUUGUGGUGCCCACACCCUUGCGCAAGCUGCGAUCUCUGAGACUGGCGAGUAAUCGAUUCCGUAAACUCGACAUGAGCAGUUUUCCAUCCCUCAAGCUUUUGUACGUGGAUAACAACUAUCUAACCUCCAUUUCUGGCAUGGAACAAUGCCCGAACUUGGAGAUUUUGUCUGCCCGAGAGCAGUCUGUGGCGGAAGACAGCCAGGCAGGUGCCGGCGGCUUCUUCGAGAUCGACCUUGGUGUUUUGAAGGACGUGCGCAAGGUCUUUCUAUCAUCGAACCGACUGACCACAAGGGCUCUGACUCCCUCAAUUCCCCUGCUCAGCCUGCAAUUGCUCGACGUUGCAUCGUGUGCGAUCGACCAUCUCCCCCACGAGUUUGCCAUGAAUUUUCCCAACAUCAAAGUGCUCAAUCUCAAUUUCAAUUCAUUGACCAAGGUCGACGAGCUCGCGGGUCUGAACUGCCUGGCCCGGUUGGCCGUGGCAGGGAAUCGCAUCGAGAGAAUGCGAAGACUCUGCCAUGCACUGAGCCACAUCGGCCGGACAGCCAAAGGAGAUGGAUGUUCUCUCCAAAAGGUCGACAUUCGCGGGAAUCCAGUCACUGUCGGGUUCUACCCGCCUACGAUCACAGGCAGUGGGAACGCGGAAGGUCGCCGUAAAAUACAAGCCAAGGAAGAGGCGGCGGCGACGGCGGCAGCAGCGUCGUCAAGCACCCGGGGAAAACGGCAACUUGGCGAUCUGCCCUCCACGCUGGCCAACAUUGGCUGUACGGCAGACAUCAUGCACCCGAGUGCAUGGGGCGGCAUGAGUGACGACGACGACGACGAUGCCGAGGGGAGCCGCGGGCACGACUUGGAAAUCGAAGACCCAUACAUGAUGCCGCUGGCCGAUCUGCAAAGCGACCGCAAGUACCUGUCCCGGCUGGACGACCGGACGCGACUGCGCCGACGGGUCCUGGAACUGAUGCUGUAUGCUGGCUCGGGCGGGUCAAUCCGCGUCCUUGACGGACUCGAGCUGCGGCCUGAGCUGGGAGACGAGGGCUCUGAUAUGCACGAGGCAUGGAACCGGCUUGAAGAGCUGGGGGUGCUGAAAAAGAAGGCCAUCCGGGAUAAAUAG
Molecule: messenger RNA, 5835 nt
Organism: Penicilliopsis zonata CBS 506.65
Lineage: Eukaryota; Fungi; Ascomycota; Eurotiomycetes; Eurotiales; Aspergillaceae
Exons: 2
Coding region: 1-5835 (1944 amino acids)
Molecular function (GO): protein binding
Source: RefSeq, a predicted model, not a curated record